AUGUUCGACGCUCCCAAGGCUGACCCGAAUCCGAACAACGAGCGCGAGGACAUCACGUACGGCGAGGUGCUCCGCGAGGCGUUCAUCCUUGGUGCGUGGCUGCGUGAGCGCGGCGCCAAGGUCGGCACCCGCGUCGCCAUUGUCGGAUACAACGCCAUCCAGUGGGGCGUCGCCUUCAUGGCUAUCCACAUGAUCGGCGCCGCACCCGUCAUCGUCAAUGCUGCGACCAGCGUCGAGUCCAUGGUCCACUGCCUCUCGACCGUUAAGCCGGACCUCGUCCUCACCGACUCCAUUAGCGCUGGACUGCUCGGACCUGAGAGGGCGAAGCUGAGCGCCGCGGGCGUUGGAGAGAUGGAUCUUACUGGGUGUGGGCAUUGGCAGGCUAGAACUGACACACAGCUCUUCUCGUGGAACCCCGUGAGCCACAUUCCGGGCUGCACGGUCCCGGUUCUGGACUUCAAGAACCUUCGUGCCCCGAACGAGACCGUCCUCGGUGUCAUCAACGGCAAGGGGCUCGAAAACCUCACGCUCGACUCGGACGGCAUCAUCUAUUUCACGUCUGGCACGACUGGUUUCCCGAAGGCCGUGCUGUCGACGCAGCGUGCGGGCCUGCACAACUACAUUGCAUCGUACAUCCAGGAGCAGAGUGUGGUGCUGCUAGGCAUCCCGCUCUUCCACGCGACAGGCUGCUUCAGCACGCUCCUGACGGGCGUGAACAACGGCGUGAAGACAGUGCUUAUGAAACGCUGGAACGUCGACGACGCUGUAGACCUCAUCGUGAAGCACAAGGUGACCAAUAUUGGCGGCGUGCCCGCGAUCCCGACCGCGCUCAUCAACUCGGGCAAGUUGCCGAAGGACCACAAGUUCACGGCCGUCACAUUCGGCGGCGCGGCGCCCGCCAAGCGCCUGCCGGGCGAUAUCCAGAAGGCGUGGCCCGAUGCGGCCUUCGGCACAGGCUGGGGCAUGACGGAGCUCAACGCGAUCCACUGCAUGCACGCCGGCGUCGACUACGCCGAGCACCCGACUGCGGUCGGCGUGCCGAUUCCAACGGUGAAGAUCAAGAUCGUGGACCCCGAGGACAAGUCGCGCGAGCUGCCCCGCGGCCAACCGGGGCUCAUCCUCGCUACCGGCCCGAACGUCAUGACCUGCUACAUCGGGAACGAGAAGGCGACGGCGGAGACACUGAGCGCGGACGGAUGGCUCGACACGGGCGACGGUGGAUUCGUCGACGAGGAGAACCGCCUCCACAUCCGCGACCGCAUCAAGGACAUGAUCAUCGUCGGCGGCGAGAAUGUCCCCGGUACAGAGGUCGAGAAUGAGAUCUUCACGUUCCCGGGCGUCGCGGAGGCGGCCGCCGUGCCGAUCCCGCACAAGAUGAUGGGCGAGCUCGUCGCUGUUGCCGUGAGCAUGGCGCCGGGGACCAAACUGCCGAAGGGAGACGAGAUCAUCGCACACGUCACGCCGAGACUGCGCAAGGCUGCCCGCCCCGCUUUUGUCUGGGUCAGCGAUGGGCUGCUCGCGCGCAACGCGAACGGUAAGCUCAUCAAGAAGGACAUCAAGGGUCAGGUCCUCGAGGCGUAUAAGCGACAGAGCAAGCUGUAA
Trichosporon asahii var. asahii CBS 2479 is the source of this 1602-nucleotide messenger RNA. RefSeq lists its product as uncharacterized. The record is from RefSeq and is a predicted model, not a curated record. The coding region runs from base 1 to 1602 and encodes 533 amino acids. The transcript has 3 exons. NCBI's taxonomy places the organism in Eukaryota, Fungi, Basidiomycota, Tremellomycetes, Trichosporonales, Trichosporonaceae. Gene Ontology annotation, biological process: secondary metabolic process. Gene Ontology annotation, molecular function: CoA-ligase activity.